Messenger RNA from Eremothecium gossypii ATCC 10895, 2274 nucleotides. It is a transcript of the gene PTA1, whose product is annotated as RNA-processing protein PTA1. The record is from RefSeq and is marked provisional. Gene Ontology annotation, cellular component: mRNA cleavage and polyadenylation specificity factor complex. The coding region runs from base 1 to 2274 and encodes 757 amino acids. The transcript has a single exon. NCBI's taxonomy places the organism in Eukaryota, Fungi, Ascomycota, Saccharomycetes, Saccharomycetales, Saccharomycetaceae.
AUGGAUCUUGCACAGCAGCUGCACCAGCUGCACCAGGUCAGGGAGUUGGCGAUGACCAACGAACCGGACAAGGUGCUGCCCAAGGUGUUGGAGACAGCGCUGAGUUUAUACAAGCAGAACGCGGCGCGGCCGCGGGAGCUGUCGCGAUUCUGUGCCGGACUGUACCUGGAUGUGGCAGCGCACGACCGAAUCCCAGCAAGCGAGAAGCCGUUCGUCGCGGCGCAGCAUCUGCACGACAUGGUAGGGAUGUGCCAGGGCCUGUGGGUUGAUCACGUGACAUACCGCGACGUGCUACUAGGCGUGGGCAGCUACUACGAGGGCCUGUUCGACCUGGUCGCGAAGACGUCGAAUGAGACGCUGUGGAAGGACCUGAUGUUGUUGAAGGAACAGAUAUUACACCAGUGGCGAACGUGCUUUCCGUUGGAGGCCGGAGACCCCCUUCAAGACCACGCGCGGUCGCUGGGCGUGAAGAUGGCCGCAGCAAAACUGCUCGCUCGGAUGGUGGUGGUGCACUCGCGCGGGUCUGGAGUGAGCAUUAGCACUAUCCCAGACAACCACCCGGUGAUCAAAAACAAGGCUGCACUGCAGUCGGAGUCACGCAAGCUCCUUGAUGUGCUGAUUACGUAUCUGAUCGACGAGCCGCUGAUGGUGGCGCCGCUGUUCUCUGCGGUGCUGAACUGCCUGGCUUUCAUCAUGAAACGGCGGCCCGUUGCGACAGCGCGUAUUUUGGGGGGCCUGCUUCGAUUCAAUAUUGACAACAAGUACCAGCAGGAAAACGAGUCUGCGCUGCGGUACCGCCUUGCGAAGCGCUGCGUCGAACGCUGUUACAAGAAUUUCGUUAACUUUGGCAUGAAAGCGCAGCUGAUCCGGAACUCGGGCGACCUGGCGCCCUAUCACCACAAGCUGGGGAAGAUCGCGCAAACGUUGCACAUGAUUGCAGAGGAGACGAAGAGUAAGGGUAUUCUGAACUUCGACCCUGCUUUGACCGAGAAGAAGAUGAGCCCAGCGGAGCGCGAAAAAUACCUAGCAGCGUGCAACAACCGUAUUUCCAAAUCGCCGACACCAGCAGACCCGCCGAUAAGCGUGCCGGCUCCAGUACCAGCGGGCCUGACAGCGGGCGCACAGCUUGGCAUGGUCACGCCCCAACCGCCACUGGCUGUGCCACCCAUUCAAAACAGUACUCCCGUCGCGGAGAGCUCAGACCUGCCCGUUCUAAUUAAGCUACAGAACUAUACCAUGUCGAAAUCAUCUGUUUCCAACUUCUUUAACAAUUCCCCGGUGGCCUUUGAUAAUAACUACGCGUCAAUCUACUCACUAAUGAAUAGUAAAAACUCUGAGAUUGACCUGUCCGGUCUCAGCCAAGAAACACUCGUAAAACUCUGUACCGAGGCCAUUUAUCGUGCAGACACAAACAAAGUGAUCGCAGGCCUUUCCAUUGUUGCCCAGCGCUACACAGAUCUCAUGGACAAGGCAAUGAAGCAUUCGACUGGUGAUGCAGAUGACAGCGACCGUAAGAAAAAGAAGCCCAAGUUAGAAGAGUCGCGGGCAAUCACUGCGGACACAGAAGAUGGCAGCACGAACGUUGAGGACGAGGAGGAGAGCAAGGAAUUCACCUUGGGGCCUCCUGCCCCCAUGUCGCGCGACGAGAAGCUACAGCACCUACAGCUGAUAGUGUCGAAUAUAUGUGACGUUUCUGCAAGCGAGGAUGCGGCUGCGCUGACAGCGCCGCUCGACCAGCUACCUGUGCUCAAUCGCGCACGGCUCUUGCAAUGGGAUAACCGCACCUCGUGGGUGGUGCUCCUCACACGCCUCAGCUCGCGUGGACUACAGGCAGAUGAAAGCAUGAGUAACCUAGUACGGCAACAUAUCUACAACUACUUUUUACAAGAUUUCAGCAACCGCGUCGCAGUGGUCAUAGAGUGGCUCUCCGAGGAAUGGUUUUCUGAGUCUGUGCGCUCCGACGCCCACCCUGUGUACAACGAGUGGUCGCUGCGGGUAUUGGACGGUCUUGUACCCUUCCUGGAUAACUCCCAUCGUAAGAUGUUUAUUCGCCUAGUGAGUGAGCUACCUCACCUAAAUCGCGAUCAUAUAUCUCGAUUCACCUCUCUGUGUCUGGAUCCACUUCGUGCGCCGCUGGGCUUCCAGGCUCUCAAGUUCCUCAUAAUGUUCCGCCCGCCGGUCAAGCCCCUGGUCCGCGAUGUCCUCGAAGAAAUGAAAACGCGUGACGAGUCCGUUCGCGAGCAGUGCGAUAGUAUCAUAGCCAAGUUUUACUAG